Lactuca saligna is the source of this 1709-nucleotide messenger RNA. The record is from the annotation of a GenBank genome assembly. Lineage: Eukaryota; Viridiplantae; Streptophyta; Magnoliopsida; Asterales; Asteraceae.
CAAGAUUCCUUUAUGUGCUCAUUCUCGAAAUUGUCUCGUAUGGUCUUCCGGCGACACUUCCCGGGAUAAAUUCCUUUCAAACUUAACCGACUUUUUUCGCCGGAAAAAGUAUGAGGCCUCCCCUCGCGAAGCGGAUCGAUGUUAACGAAAUGGCUCGUAAGAAGGAAGUCGACGAUCGAAUUCCUCUUCGUAACUAUUACCGGAUCGCUGAUAAUCUUCUCAAACAGGCACGAAUCUAUCGUGAGGAAAAGAAUAUAAUUGAUUUGUAUGUCAUACUUUUAAGAUAUUCAAGUUUGGUCCUAGAUACUAUAAGAUUUCAUCGGGAUUACCAAGUGUUAUGUCUAAAAGAAAGAGCAUAUUGCAAGAAGCAAGUUUUAGGGGUGUUAGAUGAAUUAGAAUCUUUAAAACCAGAAGUUGAUCGUCAAGUGGGUGGAUUGAACAAAGCUCAUUCAAGAACAGAAGAUUAUCAACAAAAUGACAUUGGAAAAAACCAAAAUGGAUCAAGGGGUUCUUUUCAAUUGCCAGAUUUGAACAACAAUGUUCCUUUUAGAUCAGAUAGUAAUCAGUCAUUAAAAAAGCCCAUUCUGCCCUCCACUCAUGAAAAUUUACAUUUACAAUCAAGUCCUAUUGAUAUGCAGUUUCAAAAGCUUUCUCUAUUGCCACCUCCCAAGCAAGAAACACUAUCAAGACAUUCUCUUUUAGGUCCUAAUGGUCUUCGUGGUCAAUGGUCAACUCCUAACACAGAGAUAAAGGUGCAAUAUCCAGCAUAUAGUGACUUAAAUACCCAUGAAAAUUUAAGCUUAAUUCAGUCUGUGCAAAGUGACACUACAAGCAAUAAAGAUGCCAACUCAGGAAUGGAAACAACCUCAACUAUGGAAUCAGUGCUCUCAUUGGACGAUGGUAGCUGGACACGUCCACCUCAGCAGCCACGUGUACAUUUUGACAGCAGUGAUUUUUUCUCCGAAAAUAUUAUCAGACAACCUUCUCCCCCUCCUGUUCUUGCUCGCGUGCAACCUCAGCAGACUCCAAUUUCUCCAACAAGAGUUGCUGAUCCAAGACCGGGACCCGCAAAAUCUUUUCAAGAUAAUACACCCAGUGCUAAUGGCUACCAGCAUUUGCAUAUUCCUUUGAAAAUGAUGCAAGAUUUUCUCAGACUUGCUCAGGAAAAUACUAGAAAGAACUUGGAAACGUGUGGUGUUCUUGCGGGUUUUUUGAAAAACAGGGUGUUUAAUAUCACUACACUUAUAAUACCAAAACAGGAGUCAACUUCUGAUUCUUGCCAAACAUUGAAUGAAGAGGAUAUCUUUGAGAUUCAAGAUAAGCGUUCCCUUUUCCAACUUGGAUGGAUUCAUACUCACCCCACACAAAGCUGUUUCAUGUCAUCAGUAGACCUACACACUCAUUACUCAUAUCAGAUUAUGCUUCCGGAAGCAAUUGCAAUUGUGAUGGCUCCCACUGAUGAAUCCUGCCCACAUGGUAUAUUUCAUCUUUCGGAUCCUGGUGGAGUUAAUUUAAUCAGAAACUGUGAUCAACGUGGGUUUCAUCCACACGAGGAGCCUGAUGAUGGUAGCCCUAUUUAUGAGCAUUGUUCUCAUGUUUAUAUCAACGAGACUUUGAGAUUUGAUGUUUUAGAUCUUCGUUGAAAAUCUUUUUUUUUUUUUUUUUUUUUUGUUACGGGUAUAUAAUGAUUUAAAUGUAAAAUAUUUUUU